Messenger RNA from Protopterus annectens (West African lungfish), 1421 nucleotides. Its product is annotated as rano class II histocompatibility antigen, A beta chain-like. Gene Ontology annotation, cellular component: MHC class II protein complex. NCBI's taxonomy places the organism in Eukaryota, Metazoa, Chordata, Ceratodontiformes, Protopteridae. Gene Ontology annotation, molecular function: MHC class II protein complex binding. The record is from RefSeq and is a predicted model, not a curated record. Gene Ontology annotation, biological process: immunoglobulin production involved in immunoglobulin-mediated immune response; antigen processing and presentation of exogenous peptide antigen via MHC class II; peptide antigen assembly with MHC class II protein complex. Bases 82 to 918 code for a protein of 278 amino acids. The transcript has 5 exons.
GUGUGAAGUUUGGGUCACUGGUUCACUUGUUACAGUCUUGUUAUCAGCUUUACUUGAGCAUGCACGUUACCACACAGCAGCAUGCUUUGCUCAUGUUGUGGGAUUGCCUUAGGACUGGUUCUUUUUUCACUUCUUCAAAACAAUGCCUGUGGAGGAGAUCAUGUUCGGGAAGCAAUGAACACCUUACAGUUCAGGAUGGGAUGUUCCAUGCAUCAGGGAAAAAUGAAGUACUUCUGGCAGCGAGGAUACAAUCAGAAAAACAUCAAGCGAUAUGACUACACUGAGCAAAGAGCCAUCAUGGAACAUGAAUGUGUAAAGGAUGAAGUUGAAGCCGACAACAGGAACCCUAUACUUCGCAAAUCCAGACAGGAAACAGCAGAGAAAUUUUGUCAGAAGGCCAGAAGCAUCUUUGAUGAAUUGCCUGUACAUCUUGGAGAACUAGGUAAUAAUUCUGUUUCAAUUUCCCUGGAGAAUCAAGGAAAAGAGAACUAUCUUGUCUGUUUUGUUCGUGGCUUCCAUCCAAGUAACAUCAAAGUGACAUGGUUGAAAGAUGGGAAGGAAGAACUUUAUGGAGUCACAACUACUGGAGUUUUACCUCUGAGAGAUGGGACUUUUGUAAUGAAAAUGUACCUUUUCUUAGCAGACACUACAAAGGGUUUGUACAUUUGCCAGGUGGAACAUGAGUCCUUGAAGGGAAAGAUUAGGGUAUUGUGGGAGCAAAAAAGUGAAGUCCAGAGUUUUCCUGACAGCAUCAUAUGGAUAACAUUUAUUUUGGCACUCCUGCUAAUUUUGCUACUUGCCUGCAUUUCUAAAAUUCAGAAAGAUCAUCAAACUGCUACAAGCAAAAUUCCAGAGGAUAGAAAGGAAAUGGAUAAACUCUGUUCAAGUUCUAUGGGUGUUGGGAAUGAGGAAGAAUAAAUACAGUGUUCUGAAUUUGAAGGAACUCCAUGACAACUCAAAACAAGUGAAUAUAUUUGCUAUCAAUAUCUAGGAUUCAAAGAAAAUUUGGCAGCAUCAUGAAUUCCAAACAGGGAAGACAUGACACCGCUACUACAGGCAUCUGUUGACAUUAUAACACAUUCACAUGCUGAACUUUCAAAAGUUAGGUGUUACUGUUGUAGCAUGAAAAUAGAUAUGAGGCCUAAGGAACUGUACCAGAUUUCCAAAAACUGCACAUGGCUGAAUAAUAACUAAAGCAUCCUGCCUUCUCUGUUGAAUUUCAUGCUACACAAUUCUAGCAGAUAAAAGAAAAUUCAAAGUUUUAAAGAACAGUAAUGUGGUAUAAUCCUUGGCAGGCUGGGACCACUGACCAAUUUUCAGCCAGAUGAGGAUGCUAAUGGCAAUAUAGAUUUAUAGAUUAUUUGAAUUUUAUGUAUUAUUAAUACAUCUGUUUUACCAAAUUACAUUAUUCAUAUAUCAUA